Molecule: messenger RNA, 1716 nt
Organism: Nothobranchius furzeri (turquoise killifish)
Lineage: Eukaryota; Metazoa; Chordata; Actinopteri; Cyprinodontiformes; Nothobranchiidae
Product: zona pellucida sperm-binding protein 3
Source: RefSeq, a predicted model, not a curated record
CAGCCUUUUUCUGCGAUGAAAACGAGGUGGCAUCUCUUUAUUUUGUUUAUUUUUAUUGGAACACUUGGUUCUGCUGCGUACGCUCAUAAAAAUACGUCCACUAAAGGUAAAAAAUGGAAUAAACUGAAAGUCAAACCGAUGGGAGCCCGGAGAUCCUCCCAGAAGGUUCCUGGAGGCGCAUCUCAGCCUCAGAUCAGCUCGCUUCUCUCCACCACGCCGGUGACUCCACCUGUGCGUCCAGGAGAGCCCAGAGCGCGGACCCAGUCGGACUCUGCGUACGUCCCGGACGUGUCCGUGACCUGCUCCACGUCGGAGUUUGUCGUGCGGGUCAAAACGGCUUUCUACGGUCUGGGCGCGGACGCGCAGGAGCUGACAUUAGGCAGCAGCUGCAAGAGUAACGGGGUCGUCCGGCCACAGGGUGAUUUGCUCUUCACAUAUCCAGUAACAGAGUGCGGUGCAAAACGAGAGCUGCCUCCCGGUUACCUGGUUUAUAAAUACGUGCUCCAUUAUGAACCGUCACCAAAACGAUUCCCGAGCAAUGCGCACCAGAUCAACGUCAACAUUGAGUGCCAUUAUCAAAGGGAUCAAUCUGUAUACCAGCUGGCGGUGCAGCCCACGUGGCACACAGUUAUCAUGCGUAAAAAGCUAAAAGGGCGCUCAAUGGACUUCCAGAUCAAAUUAAUGGAUGAUUCAUGGACACCAGCCAAGUCUCAGGUUUACCUACUUGGACAAACCGUCAACAUCCAGGUGUCUGCUCCUCACCUGCCUCCUGGGUUGAAACUGUACAUCAACAGCUGUUACGCAACACCCCCCAGCAGCUCCAAAUCCUCCCUCAAAUAUGCCAUGAUUGACAACUUUGGCUGCAUGGUGGACAGCAAACAUGACCCCGGGGCCUCGCAGUUCAUUUCCCGCACAGACAACACCAUCAGGUUCUCCUUAAGGGCCUUCCAGUUUACAGCUGACCCAGAGCUGGAGAUCGGCAUUCACUGCAAAUUAUCGGUCGCAUCAGAGGAUCCAGGACCUGCACACAAGUCCUGCACCUACCAGGGUCAACGGUGGAGGGCUCUUACUGGCCGUGACUCCGUAUGUGAGUGUUGUGAGUCAACAUGCACCACCUCCAAACCACGGAGGGCCUUGAUGGAAGGCUUUGCCAGGAGUGGGCUGCUACUGGUCUCUGACCAGCCGAGUGCAGCAGAGGAUGACCUCCAACCAAACGGUCCCUCUGCUGGUGGAGGAGAGAUGGAGAACAUAAACUUCUACACGGACACGAACGUUCAUGAGAAGCUUUGGGAACAUUUGAGAGCAGAAGAUUAUAACGGAUAUAAGGAGAAGCAACCAUUUGAACAAAGUGACGUAAUUCUUGGGCUGUUGGGGGAACCUGAUUUGGCUGAGGAGAGGAGUUUUGAAGAAGGCGAGGUAAAGGAUUUAAAUACCGGGGAGGGUGGAUCUGGAUACGACACAAAAGAUGUUUCUGAGGACAUCGGCGAGGAGAACGAUGACCUGCUUCUGCAGAUGGAGCUGGAGUCGGCUGACCCCGAGGAAGGGAAAGACGAGAAACGUGCAUGUAGCAAAACUAAAAACAGGAGGAAGGUGAAACAAGACAAUUUGGUUGAUAAAGAGGCCAAAACGUGGAUUUUCAAAUGGAAGUAACUCGGCUCAGGAGCGUUCUAAAGAUCUAAACUCAAAGCUGUACAUAAAUAAACUGUCUGAGGAUGA